CCGGCGAGGAAUCUCGAGUGACAGUAAACAAUUUCAGAAGUUUUAUCUCUCCUUUUUCUUGCAAAUCUCUUUUGAUUCGCGUAUCAUAUCAGUUUUAAUAGAAUGGAUGACGAUUUAGAAUACAACUCCAAAGCAAGGAGUGCCAAAAGGGGGCGUAGAGCACAAGCUCAGUCCGAUCCUGCUGUCAUCGAAGAAGAGAAGACGUUUGACCUUGGAAAGGCAGAGGAACCAGAUGACCUUGAAUUGGAAACAGACGUUGCAGCGACGACUAGAACCGGAGCUAGCGCUAAAAAGGGUCGACGCGCCCGGGGCCAACCUGCUGCGGGGGAAUCGCAUGAAGGAAAUGGCGAACACUUGGCGACAGGCAAUGAUGUCAGACCACCAAGAUCAGGUGAUAUGCCACCAAAGCCGUCCAAGCGAGGUGGAUGGGGAGAAGAAUCCAAUGCAACUGCAUCAGCACCAAGGUCAGCGCGGAGGAGAGUGGGAGAAGAAAUGGAAGAACUUGCAAUGGGCGAUAUUGAAAAACAUGAGAGCCAGUCUCCACCUGGAGGAGAGAUAAGUGAGCGCCUGAGACCAAGGACUCCCCAGAAGUCAGAUGAUGAAGGAUCAGACAAUGUCUUUGGACAAACCACCUACUUUGAUGACGGUGAAGGCGAUGACCAAGAGAUUCCAGUCAUUCCUGACCUUGAAGAAUACCAGGAGGAAGACCUCUCACAGCAGAUAGCACAGGCGCCAAAUAUUGCUGUCAACCGAGUGGCGACCUUCAGAGAGUUAGACAACGACCUUCUCAGACAUGCUGCAUUUUUAACUCUGGACAACGAAAUAGAUCUUAAACUCUUGGCAAAGUGGUUGUCAGCUGAGUCAGAAGUUAUUGAGGAGGACCGGCAGUGGGACUGGGAUCGCCUCUUCACGGAGGUCGCAUCAGAAUUAACGACAGAAUGGGAAAAGGACGAAUCAUCAGAGGAAUCAAAAGAAAAAGAUAUAAUAAAAGUUUGAGAGAUAUUGGACUCUUUCCAUUUUGAAGUGUUGAAGAUGCUUUAUUGACACUGGGAUACGUUUGGCUUGCAAUUUAUUGUGCAGGCAGGCAGUUGAAAUUGUUGAAUCUUUAACUUUCGCAACAAAAUAUACUGUUUUGUAUAAAAUGUGAUAAUGUGAUCUUGUCAUGUUGCCAAUAUCAUCUCAAGACACACCUAAUUUGAGUUGUUUGUUAAGUUUCUGAAAACAAAGGUAAAGAAGUUGUAAGCUUGUGAAAUAGUAACUAAAAGACUUCUGUCUGUUUCAGUCGAUAUCAAACCUAUGGAUUUAAAUAUCGGGUAUGCUUAUCUACAGUGUUAACUUUUGUCCAUAUAAUCCGUCCUUAUGCAUGAUCAUAAUACUGAUUAUGUCUUCAUUUGAAAUGUGUAUAAUUGAAGCACUCGGAACUGAAACUGCACAAUUCCUUCUUUAAAACAGCACAAGUCCUUCUUUACAACUGCAACAAAUCCUUCUUUAAAACAGCAGAAGUCCUUCUCAAAAACAGCAAAAGUCCUUCUAUACAACUGCACACAAGUCCUUUAAAACAGUACAAGUCCUUU
This is a messenger RNA of Lineus longissimus, 1574 nucleotides long. Its product is annotated as intraflagellar transport protein 43 homolog A-like. The transcript is spliced from 11 exons. The record is from RefSeq and is a predicted model, not a curated record. NCBI's taxonomy places the organism in Eukaryota, Metazoa, Nemertea, Pilidiophora, Heteronemertea, Lineidae. Gene Ontology annotation, biological process: intraciliary retrograde transport. Gene Ontology annotation, cellular component: cilium; intraciliary transport particle A. Bases 103 to 996 code for a protein of 297 amino acids.